AUGGCUACGGCGACAGUGACCGGCCAUGGGCGGAGACCCUCAAUGCGACAACCGGAACUACAAAUGCCCACCAUUCACUCUGCAUCCCAGUCCACGAGUAGCCCCAUUGACAAGUUCCCUCCCUAUGAAGAUUCUCUGGAUGCCGCCGUGGGGUCCGCGGCACCGACAACCCGGCCACACCGGAGUCCCUCUGUGAAGUACGCUCUCGGUGAUCAGUGGGAGCCACGAAAGAAUGCGUCCUGGUCGCGAGAUCACCCGCUAGGCGUAAUACGGAGUUCAAAACAUCGACCGCGAAAGAGCAUCAGUGAAGCGAUCUCGAUAAUUCGCACCAGAAACGGAAGUGUGAGCGCUAAUGCGCAUGAACUUGCGGAAGCUUUGAAAGCUCCAGUAUCGUAUCGAUUAGUGGGUCUCUGUCUGAUCUGGUACUUGACCUCCGCCCUGACCAACACAUCCUCCAAAUCGAUCCUCAAUGCCCUCCCUAUGCCCAUUACAUUGACAAUCAUUCAAUUUGCGUUUGUCUCAUUCUGGUGUCUUUUCCUGGUAUAUCUCUCCAGCGUGAUACCUGGACUUCGGCGAAGCAUUCCGGUCCUUAAAAAUGGCAUCCGAUACCCCUCGCGCGAUGUAAUCUCGACCGCGCUUCCGCUCGCUGUGUUCCAGCUUGCGGGCCACAUUCUCAGCUCCAUGGCUACAUCUCAAAUCCCUGUUUCCUUGGUCCAUACUAUCAAAGGCCUAUCCCCGCUAUUCACUGUCCUCGCAUAUCGGGUGCUGUUCCGCAUUCGGUACGCCAAGGCCACAUAUCUCUCGCUGGUGCCCCUGACCGUCGGCGUCAUGCUUGCCUGUUCCACAGGAAUCUCAACCAACCUGUAUGGAAUUCUCUGUGCGCUCCUCGCGGCUCUGGUGUUCGUCUCUCAAAAUAUCUUCUCAAAGAAGCUCUUUAAUGAGGCCGAGCGCUCCGAGGUUGAAGCGGCUAACCCCGCCCGGCGCAAACUUGACAAGUUAAACCUACUUUGCUAUUGCUCCGGCCUGGCCUUCUUCCUGACCUUGCCCAUCUGGUUCCUCAGUGAAGGCUAUCCUCUCAUCUCCGAUUUUGUUCAUGACGGUUCCAUUUCACUCUCGGGCAAGCAAGGAUCCCUCGACCAUGGAGCGUUGGCCUUGGAGUUUGUUUUCAACGGAGUCUCGCACUUUGCGCAGAAUAUCCUCGCAUUUGUCCUCCUGUCUAUGAUUUCGCCUGUCUCCUACUCCGUUGCCUCGCUGGUGAAGCGAGUCUUUGUGAUUGUGGCCGCUAUCAUUUGGUUUGGGAGCUCCACUACGCCAAUUCAAGCGGUCGGCAUUGCUCUCACCUUCUUGGGACUGUAUCUCUAUGAUCGCAACAGCCAUGAUGACGUGGCCGACCAGCGUGCGAAUACCGACCAUUUCCACGCGCGGGACACUGUUCUGCCUCUGAACGUGCGACAUUCAAGCAAGCCUUGGGACUCCAAUGGAUAUGCUUUCCCUGGAAUGAGAGCAUUUGAGGUGUCGACGGGAAACGCCUCUCUCCCGAUGAAUUCCUCCAAGAAGCAGGACGACGGGCCUGGCCGCGUGCGACCUCGGGGCGCUAGCGUCCAUCGCAAUUUACUUCCAGGAACUAAGCAAGAAUCUACCUGGCAACCCAGCGAUUCUACAGCGGCCGCGUAG
Penicillium oxalicum is the source of this 1674-nucleotide messenger RNA. RefSeq names its product putative ER to Golgi transport protein (Sly41). Gene Ontology annotation, biological process: phosphoenolpyruvate transmembrane import into Golgi lumen. The record is from RefSeq and is a predicted model, not a curated record. The transcript has 2 exons. The coding region runs from base 1 to 1674 and encodes 557 amino acids. Lineage: Eukaryota; Fungi; Ascomycota; Eurotiomycetes; Eurotiales; Aspergillaceae. Gene Ontology annotation, molecular function: phosphoenolpyruvate transmembrane transporter activity; antiporter activity. Gene Ontology annotation, cellular component: Golgi apparatus; endoplasmic reticulum.